ACUUUGCCGAGGAGAACAGAUGUUUUUGACAAGAUUUUCGUAAUUGUCAGUGUCUUGUGGUGUCGGAUGUGUCAGGAUGUCAGUAAAUAAAUGACAUGUUACGAAAUUUAAUAAAAAUCCAAAAAACAUUUGAAAUCCAAAAAUUUCAGAUGGCGACUAAAGCUGUAGCUAGUGCAACGGUAAGAGCUGUGAAGAAACGAGUCCUACCUUCAAGAGCAGCGCUUGUUCUAACACCUUCUGCUGUUAAUAAAAUCAAAGAGAUUAUGUCAAAAGAGGAGGCAAAAGGUUUUGUAGGAUUAAAAGUAGGAGUUAGACAAAGAGGAUGUAAUGGGUUAUCUUACACAUUAGACUAUGCGAUAAACAAAGAAAAAUUGGAUGAAGAAGUGAAACAAGAUGGUGUGACUAUCAUUAUAGACAAGAAAGCCCAAUUGACACUUCUAGGAACUGAAAUGGAUUAUGUUGAGGACAAAUUAUCAGCAGAAUUUGUAUUUAAUAAUCCAAAUAUAAAAGGCACAUGUGGUUGUGGAGAAUCUUUCAGUAUAUAGAAUUAUUUGAAGUAGAUAUACAUAACUGUAGUAUCAUAAUGAAGAAGCAAUUGGAACAUUGGCUUGUACUUGUGCAAUCAUACUAUAAUACUCAUCAUUUGAUGUUGUUAAUCUUGUACUGACAGAUUGUUGAUCUUCAUUUAUAUAAAUAUAUAAUAUAUCUUGAACAAAACUUGAUCAACAGUCCCUUCUCAUAUCCAUUAGUAAAUGUUUCAGUCUAUCUUCUUUACAUUGAUUUUGAAAAGAAAAUAAAUUGUUUAAAAUAUGUCUAAAGAUUUAUACCUAUUAUAUUCAUCUUAUAAUAGGUAUAGAUCUUUAAAAAGUUAAGCCUGUUUCUUCUUCUUUUCUUCUGUUACGGCUCCAUUGUUUGCCAUAAUAAUGAUUUUCCCAACAACAAAGUUAGCACAUUAUAGUAAAAAGGAUAUCAGGCCUACUUUAUGUUAAAAAAUAUUUUGUUUUGUUCUGUCAAUGCCAAAUAUUCAAAUGUGCGGUAAGGACAAAACAAAAAUAAGUUUUUAACUUUUCAUACAAAAGUCUAGAAGGGGAAAAUUCUCAAAAAUAAGCCCAACCUAAAAUUGGUUUGUUUAUCCAAUUCUAGACAUUAAUAGGGAGCCACCAAGGGUGUCCCCUUGGUGGCUCCUUUUGUAGGUUAAUUGGGGUAAUUUUAUCAUAUAAAAAGAAAAAAGCAAUUUUCUUCAAUUAGAUUUUUUUACUUGUGACAGAAUCUGUUAUAAUUUUUGAAUCAAUUACUUUUCGUAUUUUUUUGUUGUUGUUGUAAUAUAAUUGUAUAGCAUAGGUAUUUAAAUAGUGCUGUAUAUUUUUUGUAGCAAGUAGAAUAAAUUGUAGAUAAUGAAUAAUGAGUAAACAUAUUUUAUCAUCAA
Molecule: messenger RNA, 1426 nt
Organism: Plodia interpunctella (Indianmeal moth)
Lineage: Eukaryota; Metazoa; Arthropoda; Insecta; Lepidoptera; Pyralidae
Gene: MagR
Product: Magnetic receptor
Exons: 3
Coding region: 96-545 (149 amino acids)
Biological process (GO): iron-sulfur cluster assembly
Cellular component (GO): cytoplasm; mitochondrion
Molecular function (GO): 2 iron, 2 sulfur cluster binding
Source: RefSeq, a predicted model, not a curated record